CAGCUUAGCAACGGAAGUCUGUGGUUCCUGCCGUUCCCGAGCCAUCGCUUCGACGCCAGCCUUCACCGCGUCAUCAUUUCUUGUACCGUCGCUUGCGACCGUGGGGCGCUCAUAUCGCGGCCUUCCGCCGUCACUGCGGUUAUACGACAAGACUACGUGGCACAAGUCCAGGACCAGAUGGUGAUGGCAGGAAAUUCGGCCUUGCUGGAGUGCCGACUGCCGGAGGUUGAGGAGGGCGUGCUGGUGGUUACCUCCUGGCUUAGAGGAGACAACGUCAACAUCCUCCCCUCUCUCUAUGGAGAUGGGAAGCACCACAUGCUGUCGACGGGGGAACUGCGUGUGUUGCACGUGUCGCCGGCUGAUGGCAACGCUAGAUUUCGUUGCCGCUUCCUCGAUACUUU
Hyalella azteca is the source of this 401-nucleotide messenger RNA. Its product is annotated as Down syndrome cell adhesion molecule-like protein Dscam2. The record is from RefSeq and is a predicted model, not a curated record. Lineage: Eukaryota; Metazoa; Arthropoda; Malacostraca; Amphipoda; Hyalellidae.